This is a messenger RNA of Fomitiporia mediterranea MF3/22, 783 nucleotides long. RefSeq names its product DUF1000-domain-containing protein. NCBI's taxonomy places the organism in Eukaryota, Fungi, Basidiomycota, Agaricomycetes, Hymenochaetales, Hymenochaetaceae. The coding region runs from base 1 to 648 and encodes 215 amino acids. The transcript is spliced from 6 exons. Gene Ontology annotation, cellular component: nucleus. The record is from RefSeq and is a predicted model, not a curated record.
AUGUCGCACAAUCAUUCGGACCACAGCGAUUGUCAUGAUGAAGCUCAUGACCACGACCACGACGAUAUAUCGGAGACAGGCCCUGCAGACAAUUUGUAUCCUUACAUUGAUCUCCAGAAUAUUGUCGCCCUCAACAUUACAGAUGAUACUCCCGGAAAGGCCGUAAUCAAACCUUGGCACGAAAGGCAAGACGAGACUGUAUGGGUUGAGAGUGACGCCGACGACCAAAUAAUAUUCCGCAUACCAUUCACUGGCUCAGUCAAACUUCGCUCUGUCCUCCUCAAGUGCGGUCCCGGAGAGCAAACUCCCGCCAGACUAUGCCUUUUCGCAAACGAGGAUAACGUGGACUUCUCCGACAUAGCGGAAAAAGAACCCCAUCAGGAGUUUGCUGUACCCCAGUCUAGAGACAUUGGAGAGUACGCAGUGAAGGCCUCGAAAUUCUCAAACCUAUCUUCGUUGACCAUCUUCUUCCCGGAAGCACAAGGCGGUGACAGUACAAAAGUAUUCUAUAUUGGCUUAAGAGGCUCAUGGUCUGCUAGGAAACGAGAUGCUGUGAUCACGGUAUAUGAAUCGCAGGCGAAUCUCGCUGACCACGAGAAGAUUCAGGGUACAGAUGGUGGCGUUAGUGCAUCGCGUCUGGGCAGUUGAUCUUCCGAAUAACUGGGGGAGCAUUUUCCCUUCGCUUCCGUGAACAUUUCAUAUGCAUACCUGCGCUGUUAAGUACUUAUAUCAUGACGACUCGCCCGCUGAAGUGUACAAACACUGAGAAUGAAAUAAAUAAAU